This is a messenger RNA of Amaranthus tricolor (Joseph's coat), 1595 nucleotides long. Its product is annotated as rRNA-processing protein EFG1-like. The coding region runs from base 315 to 1280 and encodes 321 amino acids. Gene Ontology annotation, cellular component: preribosome, small subunit precursor; nucleolus. Gene Ontology annotation, biological process: maturation of SSU-rRNA from tricistronic rRNA transcript (SSU-rRNA, 5.8S rRNA, LSU-rRNA). NCBI's taxonomy places the organism in Eukaryota, Viridiplantae, Streptophyta, Magnoliopsida, Caryophyllales, Amaranthaceae. The transcript is spliced from 7 exons. The record is from RefSeq and is a predicted model, not a curated record.
CAUUUACAAACUUAAACUGAAUAAUUAUAAACUUAAAAAAAAUUUUUAAGGUGAUCACGUGAUCACUACUAAUUUUAAAAUGUUCAAUUAAAUAAUUAAUUGAUUAUAUGAGUUCGUUUAGAGGAGACCAUCGCUUUAUAACUUGUCUUGUGGGUUGGGGCUUGGUUGCUUCGACAACUACUGCGCUAUGGUCUGUAGUCUGUACCGUAUCCAGUUCAGCAUUUUUCGUUUCCCUUUGAUCAUGUCGUUGAGUUCCCUGCUGUAGUCUCUCAUCCUAAACCCUAAUUUCUCUAUUUCGCUUAUCUCUCUCCAACAUGCCGCAUGGCGGUUAUGGAAAACGCCGAGUUGCUGGACGGAAGACCACUACCAGUACCAGUCAUCGUUCCAAGCUUUCCGGAGGAGUUAACAAGAAGCCCAAGGCUGCAUCUCUUAAAAAUCAAAUUCGUUCCACUGAGCGUUUGCUGCGCAAGGAACUUCCUCCUGAAAUCAGAUUAGCUCAAGAGAGGAAGCUAGAUGAGCUGAAGAAGCAGCAGGACCUUCACAUUCGAUUGGCUGUAGAGCGCAAAAUAUUUCUUCGAGACAGAAAGAUCAAAUUCUUUGAAAGACGAAAGAUAGAAAGAAGAAUGAGGCGUUUAGAGAAGCACCUACGAUCUUCAUCUGGUCAAGCGCAAGAGAAAGAGAUUUCUGAACAACUUGCCCAUUUGAAAGAAGAUCUGGAAUAUGUUAGAUUUUUUCCCAAGACAGAAAAAUAUUUGUCUUUGUUUUGUGGCGACGAUGACGCAGAAUUAGUGGAGAGGAGAAAUAGAUUUAGGGAGCAGAUUAAAGCAAACCUAAUUGCUGCCGCUGCUACUGGGAAAGACUUGGAAGAGACAGGUAGUGAGGAUGAUGGGCUAGCAGAUAUGAGUGAUGAUGAUUUCUUUUUAUCAGGGACAUCAAGUGAUGAAGCAGAUGCAGAUGAUGAGUUAACAGAUUUAAGUGCAAGGGAACAAGCAUCCAGUGCUUCCGGCAAAGCUGCAUCUGGUUUUUCAAGUGACGACAAAAAUCAGAUGUCAAUGCAGAAGCAGAAAUCAGCUCGGUCUUUAAUGCCACCUCCUCGACCUCAGAAAUCAUCAACACACAGGAAUGUGUACGCAUCCAGGAAUACAUCACACCCAAGGGCCGCAUAUUCAGGUAAUAGAGGAUCAUCAAAUUCACAAACGGGGCAGAGUAGUAACAUGAGUUCCAAUUCUGAUGCUCCCAAGCGGAAAAGAAAGCGUAGACCUAAAAAGAAAAAGCAGUAAGGGCCGCAUACUCGGGUAACAGAGGAUUAUCGGAUUGACAAAUGGGGCAGGGUAGCAACAUGAGUUCAUCAGUUCCAAUUCUGUUGCUCCCAAGUGGAGAAGAAAGCGUAGACCUAAAAACAAAAUGCCGUAGGUUUUCGUUUGUACUUGCCAGCUUUGUUAUGUCUACGACUUAAUUGUAUUUGUUGAAGCAGACUUAAGUGCAUUCGAGAAGGAAUCUAUCUCUUGACAGGGUUGUACUAAACUUGUGGAAACUAUUUUUAUGCCAUGUAUUUGAGCUUGAAUUGUUAUAUUGUAAGUCGAGUUUUUGAGUUA